Messenger RNA from Paraglomus occultum, 444 nucleotides. The record is from the annotation of a GenBank genome assembly. Lineage: Eukaryota; Fungi; Glomeromycota; Glomeromycetes; Paraglomerales; Paraglomeraceae.
AUGCAGAGGGAAACAAGAAAUGGGAAUUUGCAAAGAGGUUUUAUUUUAACAGCUGCUAGGGUGUUUCUCGCCAAUGCAUAUUGCGAUGACAUUAAUAGUUACUUUCAUAGGAAAGGCUCAAGGUCAACUUGGGCUGUUCUGGCCGCGUAUUCCGAAAACAAUCUCGAUAUUGUCUACUGGGAUACUUUUAGUCUUGCAACGAAACAACCAUCUUUAAUUGCCAAAGACAAUCUGAAGAACUUUUACAUACAGUUCGCGAUACGUUCGCCCGAGAUGGUGUUGAGUGAUUCCGAGAUCGCUAAUGCUAGUAAUGCGGAGGGAUAUAGAAGAACAUUACAGCAAGCUGCUUUCGCUGUUGGAUUCGCAUUAUGUUUGCGAGCAAUUCAAAGUAUAACGGAGGGAUUAGAGGAUAACGUCGCUCAGAUGUUUAUUACGCCAGCAUAA